Molecule: messenger RNA, 774 nt
Organism: Saitoella complicata NRRL Y-17804
Lineage: Eukaryota; Fungi; Ascomycota; Saitoellomycetes; Saitoellales; Saitoellaceae
Exons: 1
Source: RefSeq, a predicted model, not a curated record
GUCACCGACUUCUGCCUGAUGCACACGUCAAGAUCUUCGAGAAGGCCUGGAACACAGCACUAACCAACCAUGUUUUCCCCUCAGACGCUCCGCCUCUGUUCUGUGAUUGGUUUCGAUCUGUCCACGAAUUUGCUGGCCCUCGGUACGCCUCGGGCAUCGCCGAACCCUCAACAUGGGACAAGUUGAUCCAUAACGCUGUUGACUACUGGCGAUGUCGAGCAUGCAUGCUGGCGAAAGAGGGUGAUACUGCGUAUGCUACGAUUAUGACGAAUGCUCUGGAGGCGAGGUUAGUCCGUUAUGUCUGUCUGUAUGCUGACAUUGGACACGCAGCUGUUUGAGGACAAUGCCGCAUUUCGCCGUCGAUCUCAAUGCAAAGUGUACAAGCACGCCAAGCAGAAUGCUGAUUCGACCUCUCUCUGGCCGAGCACUGGGCCCAAUAUGACGGAAGGCACACUUGCGCUCUGUGAAGCUGCCAGCACGUCUUUCAAGGAACAUGUCCUCUCAGAUGUCCCUACCGCUUCUUCCUCCACAGCCUCGCCCGUUUUCCGUUCCUUCAACGACGACGGACAAUUCAGCACAUGGUCACAGAGCGGUGCACCAGCGCCACCCUUCCCGCUCACGCUCCCGCAUGCUGAAGGUAUUCCCUUGAAGCGUAUUUCUGUCGUUCAUCCCCUAUCUCACCAACUGUACCCAGCAACGAACUCGUCUCCUCCUGCAGGAUAUCAUGAGAGGCAAUCGGUCAAUGGUUGGGUGUUGGCUCUAAAGUAAUUGACG